Messenger RNA from Schizosaccharomyces cryophilus OY26, 2118 nucleotides. RefSeq names its product U1 snRNP-associated protein Usp105. NCBI's taxonomy places the organism in Eukaryota, Fungi, Ascomycota, Schizosaccharomycetes, Schizosaccharomycetales, Schizosaccharomycetaceae. The record is from RefSeq and is a predicted model, not a curated record. Bases 34 to 1899 code for a protein of 621 amino acids. Gene Ontology annotation, molecular function: protein binding. Gene Ontology annotation, cellular component: U2-type prespliceosome; U1 snRNP; commitment complex. Gene Ontology annotation, biological process: RNA processing; mRNA 5'-splice site recognition. The transcript is spliced from 7 exons.
CCAAACCUGCGCGUCUUUCCAUUUUACGAGAAGAUGGAUUACGGAGAUAUUUACAUUGCAGAAGAGACAGAAUGGGAUAAAUUAAAUCGUCAAGUAACGAAAAAUCCUGAUGAUUUUGACGUCUGGGAAGCAUUGAUUCGUGCAACAGAGACAAUAGAAGGAGGAAUUGAUAGGAAUUCGUCGAAGCAGACUUUAAAUACCCUUCGAAGCGUUUACGAUAGGUUUUUAACAAAAUUCCCUUUGCUAUUUGGUUACUGGAAAAAAUAUGCAGACUUUGAGUUUUUUGUUGCUGGGCCAGAAGCUUCUGAAAAGGUGUAUGAAAGAGGCAUUGCUGGGAUCCCUUAUUCUGUAGACUUAUGGGCAAAUUACUGUGCAUUUAAAAUGGAAACCAAUCAUGAUCCGAAUGAAGUGAGAGAAGUAUUUAUCCAGGGAUCAGAGAUGAUUGGGCUGGAUUUUCUUUCACAUCCAUUUUGGGAUAAAUAUAUAGAAUUCGAAGAGAGACAAGAAAGACCUGAUCACGUUUACCAAAUUUUGGAGCGACUUAUUCAUAUUCCUUUGCAUCAGUAUGCACGUUACUUUGAAAGGUUUGUUCAAGUCUCACAAACACAGCCAUUACAACUCCUGCUGCCGCCUGACGUCCUGGCUUCUGUGCGGGCAGAUGUUUUGCGUGAGCCCCCAGAAGUCGUCAGUGCAGGGUCGAAGCAGAUCACUGUCGAAAGAGGCGAGUUGGAGAUUGAGCGGGAAAUGCGUGCUAGAAUCUAUAACAUUCAUUUGCAGAUAUUUCAAAAAACCCAGCUCGAAGUUGCUAAGCGUUGGACGUUUGAAGCUGAAAUUAAACGUCCUUAUUUUCAUGUAAAAGAAUUAGAUGAACCACAACUGGUGAAUUGGAGAAAAUACCUUGAUUUUGAAGAAGUAGAAGGCGAUUUUUCUAGAAUUUACUACCUCUACGAAAAGUGUUUAGUUACAUGCGCUUUUUACGACGAAUUUUGGUUCCGAUUUGCUCGUUGGAUGCUUUCUCAGCCUGAACAUACAGAGGAUGUUCGCAUUAUUUACGAGCGAGCCUCUUGUAUAUUCGCGUCUAUCUCCCGUCCAGGAAUUCGGAUACAAUAUGCUCUAUUUGAAGAAUCUUUAGGAAAUAUUGCUUCUUCUAGGGCAAUUUAUCAAUCCAUUUUAACUCAGCUUCCGGGAAACGUCGAAGCAGCCUUGGGAUGGGCUAACCUUGAACGAAGAGCCUCCAGGGAAAAUGGCCUAACGAAUGCACAUGCCGUUUUAAGGAGUAUAAUUAACGAGGGUGGUUGUGACCCUGGUACUGCUGCAAUAUUAAUUACGGAGGAUAUUAAAUUAAUUUGGAAAAUUGAAGGAAACGACGAAUUAGCUAGAAAUAUGUUUUUACAAAAUGCUCCGGCCAUGUUGGAUAGCCGAUAUUUUUGGAUUUCAUUUCUUCGUUUUGAACUUGAACAACCUUUAACAAUUGAAAAUGGAAACGAACAUCACAGUAGAGUUUCUGCUGUCAUGGAAUACAUUAAAUCUCAUACGAGAUUAGCUCCUCGUGCUGUGAUGGAUAUGACUAAGAUUUACAUGGAAUAUUUAUGUUAUCGCUCUACAGACCCAGAUGCUGCACAAGAGUAUCUUUCUUUAGACCGAGAAACUUUUGGACCUUUUUCCGUACGUGAAACUCAUUGGAGAAAGCUUGUUGAAGGAGAAGAUACAAAACAAGUAAGUGCCAAGCUUCUAAGCAUGAAUGGACAUCCUGGUAUUGAUGUCAAUGAUGCGAAAGUUAAAGCAGGAGAAUCUCCAUAUGAAAAGUACUAUCGUAUGCAAGGUGUUGCUGAGACUGUCCCGGCAAACUUUGUCCCAAAUGGAACCAUGGCUUCGACGACUAUCCCUUACAUGCAAUAAGGUCUUAUGGCAUCACAGUGAAAAAAGAAAAUGUGCUUUGGGUUUUUACAUAAUCAAACGUCUCCUUUUUGGGAAUGAUUGUUAUAUAGAUAAUAUCCCAACCUAAAAAGUACGGUGAUUUCAAAUCUAUCUUAUUCAUUUUAUAAGAGCUCCUCUAUAGAAAUUAUUGAAUAAUCGUAGUGUGAGAUGUUUGUUAUUGUUAUAUAAAGUUAAUAAAAC